CAAGAGGAGCUGCUUCGCGCCCUCUGGGAGCGGGCUGGCGUCAGCGGCGGGUGACGUUUCGCAACCGGAGAGCGCCGGACGACCAUGCCUUCUCGGGCGACUCGUCCCGUCCGUCGAGCGACGCCCAGACUGCACAGAGGACGUACCCGGCCUCGAUGCCGCAGAGCCGCCGCCGCGGUCCCCGAGCGGGCGGCAGGGCGUGCGCCAAAGCGUUGGCCAGCGUGCUCGCCUCGCUCUCUGCGGGCCUGCUGCUCCUGCUCCUCGGCGGACAGGCGCCUCUCAAGCCCCGAGACGACAACAACUUGUGGACGGGCCCUCCGCGAUGGGUCGUGCUCCAGGACAACGUGACCGUGCACAGGGGCUCGGCCUACAACCCCCACAACUUUUCCUACCUCCUGGACAAUGCCGAGCUGUGCGACCCCGCGGCGCCUCCCAAACUCGUCGUCCUCGUGGCUUCCGACUCCAGGACAGGGGCCGAGCGGAGGCAGGCCAUCCGGGACACCUGGGGCCAGCGUAUCCUACAGGAAGCCCUGAGCUUUCGCAUCGUGUUCCUCCUGGCCAACCCCGGCAACCAGACGUCGGCUUCGUCGCUGCUGGCGGAGAGCUACGCCUAUGGCGACUUGGUCCAGGAGGACUUUCCAGAGUCCUUCGAGCACCUGGCGCUCAAAUCAGUGAUGGGUCUCAAGUGGGUCGUGACCCGGUGCCCUGGAGCCGACUUCGCGCUAAAGACGGACGACGACAUCUUGGUGCACGUGCCUAACCUCUUGGCCGCCCUGGAAGAAGCGUCGCCCCUGGGGGACGCCAUCUUGUGCCGCUCCAAUCCCGUCCGACGGAUCCUACGCCGGGACGAAGGUCCCCUGCCUCUGCGUCAUCUCAAGUACUGCGUAGGCCGCGACGUGCUCCCUGGCGAGCUGUUCCCGCACUACUGCGGCGGCUUCGCGUACGCCUUCACCCUGAGCGCCGCUCGAAGACUCUACGAGGCGACCCUGGCGACGCCUGUGUUCUUCAUCGAGGACGCCUACGUGACGGGCUUCUGCAGGCUCAAGGCCGGGCUACGGACACUGGGGCACCCCGGGAUCUCUCUGAUCCCCCGAGUGAGCCCCGUCAGGGCCAGCUGUGCCUUCGGUCGGGAGGGCAGGAUCACCUCGCACGAGCUGGGUCCGUCGGACAUGCAGGCGCUCUGGAAGGAGAUCAACACCCAGGGCUUCUUCUGCCCGAGGGUCGUGGGGGUCAUUGCUCCGGCCGCGAAACCACGCCGAUACUGAUCACACGGACUAACAGCUGGAAGCCUGUGCUUUAUUCGUGUUGGUGAGAGGGAAAGGACCCGUACUCGAUCGCAGCGUGACGGGUUGGAUGCUUCGAGGGCUGCCGCACGCCCAACAGUGAUGUGUCUUGUGGUCACUUGAGACUGCGAUCCAUGCGAGCUCCAGCUAGCCGAAGAGACCAAACGCCAGGGGUACGGGCCCAACGACCCUCCAAAUACUUCCGUGCGUAACCUGGUUGAACUUCAGGUGAAAUUAGGACUUUGCAGGUUGCACUAAAAUCAAGCAAGAAGUGCUACAACCAGCGGAGCUGUCCUGCAUCAAGAGCGCUUGCUAAUUCGACUUAAUCUAUUUCCCAAGAAAAGAUGCACCGCUGCAGUGGCCAGCCGCUGUUGUACCUCAUUCCAGUUGGUAUCUGCCCUCUUGUGUCAAACAGGUACUAUCGCGGACAAUAUAAGCUGAAACCGUCUUUGGUGCUUAUUUGGUGUACCUACCAGUAUCUCAGAGCUCUGUGGUUCAAACUGGGAAUAGAAUCCGAAGCUGAGAUUCCACACUUCGGACUGCUUUACAAAUUGAUACCUUAUAGAGCUUGCGGGGAUCGCAGACGCAUAAAAAUGCCAGGUCGAGUGUUUCAGCUCAUAUUGACCGCGGGUGUACAUUCCGUGCCUCGAAAAGUGUUUACUUUUGAAGCACACGAAACAGAGCCUGUUGUUAGCAUUACCGAAGUAAUUCUUUGACCAACAGACAGAGAAGCAUUCAAAAUGGCACGUUUCGAAUUCCGAGUAGCCAAUUAUUUUGUGCAACAUUUGUUUUAGUAGGGUUUUUAAGUAAAAAAAAUACUCUAGCUAAAGGGACACUGACAUUUCAAAAAUAACAUAUUCUUGUCGAAACACUUACUACCCUUUACUAGAACCGCUGUAUCAGCUACGCCUGUCAACAAUCCAAUAUCCAUUCUUUUUUUCCAGUGUCGUUAUUUUGAUGAUAAAUGGGCGCAAUUGGCGAUAGUUUCCAUUCCAAAAUGUGACUUCCUGAGCUUGAGAUACCGUCGGGGAGCUCGGGUGGUAUCGCUUUGCUCUGUAGCAGACAAUUUUAACAAUCUAGAAAAUGGAAACGCGUUUUCUGCGAUUUUAGACAAAACUU
Molecule: messenger RNA, 2402 nt
Organism: Ixodes scapularis (black-legged tick)
Lineage: Eukaryota; Metazoa; Arthropoda; Arachnida; Ixodida; Ixodidae
Product: beta-1,3-galactosyltransferase 1
Exons: 2
Coding region: 156-1265 (369 amino acids)
Cellular component (GO): membrane
Molecular function (GO): hexosyltransferase activity
Source: RefSeq, a predicted model, not a curated record